This is a messenger RNA of Cinara cedri, 6988 nucleotides long. The record is from the annotation of a GenBank genome assembly. NCBI's taxonomy places the organism in Eukaryota, Metazoa, Arthropoda, Insecta, Hemiptera, Aphididae.
AUAUCACGGGUUUGUCCUUUCGCUAUGUUUAAGCAUAGCGAAAGGACAUCAAAUAACAUUAGCAUCAUACGCGGAUUGCAUAACAAUUAUAGAAGAAACUAAAAAUGCAAUAGGUACGUACAUACUUGGCGGAAAAACGAAAAAAUGAACAAAAAUUAACGAAAUAUAGGUAGGUACCUACCGAAGUUAAAAAAAUAUUAGUCUUUUUUUUCUUGUGAACAACAUUUCUACCAUCAAUUUUACUCCAAUUUACAACGAUAGCACUUUUUCUAAAAGGAAAUCUAAGUGGGGAGGUACUUUAAAAGGGAAAUUUUUCGUGAUUUAGAUUUUUCCCAGUAAAUGUGAAAAACGGGUAAAUAGGGACCUUAUUAAACAAAUAUUAAAGAUAAUAUAAAAUGCCUAUGUAAUUAUUUUAAUAUAAUAUAACAUGUAUAAUGUUGAUAAAGCAAAAUUCGCUAUCAAGUAUCAACUAAACUCCGCUCAAAAUCGUUUAUUUGUUAUCAAUGGUUUAUCGUUGCCCAGAUAUACAUAUUAAAUUUCCCCUCCAUUACAUUCCCAACUUUUCACAUGCAACAGUGGCCCACCUACGUGCAAAGUUGUUUUUUAUUUUUUUAAUACUAACCAUUUGGUACUAUUAGUUCGUGGUAAGUACUAAGUAAAGAAAUUACUUAGGUAUUUAAUAUUAAUAUUGCAAUUUUUUUUUUUUUAUCAGUAGUAAUAUCAUAGAUAAGUAUACUAUAUUACCACUUUUUACAAUUUACUAGAUGGCGCCAUGGAAGACACUGCGCCCUGUGCAUGACUGCAUGAGCGCGUUGCACAGUCACAGUCUCGCCGGUCCAUCUCCGUUCAAAACGAUCAAACCUACAACGAAUUUCAAUUUGUAAUCAACACUAGUUUUUAUUACCAUAAAUGUAGCAAUAAUAAUCAUUUGAUUUUGAUUACUCUUGACACGCCCGUUUUUGAACACAACUAUCCCUCGCGUUGAAGGAAUCGUAAUUUGAUUGUAUUACAAAACAGAGAACAAUAAUAAUAAUAUGUUCAUAUCAUAAUAUUUAUUCCUAUUAUGUGCCUAAUGCAAUAUCUACCUAUCUCUGGCUCAAUUACUGUCUGAUUAUGAAUUUGCUGGCAGUAUAAAACUGUCAAGAAAUCACAGUCGCUGUACAUGGGUAAGAAAGAAUAUAAUACUCCGACACUAAUAUUAAAUAGGUAGUUCAAGACAUAGGUACAAAGUUUAUUAGUUUUUGACCAUAAGAGCUUAUUAAAAACUAUUAAAAGAGCAAUGGUAAAAAUAAUAUUUAAGCCGGAUUUGAGUUUUGGAGAUUUCUGAUAACUGCGGUCGGAAAUCCCUGACAUUUUCUUUAUGCGAGCUUCUUAUUAUGUUGUUUUUCUCAAUGAUUAACAUUGUGACAUCAUCAAUUUUUGUUUAUUUUUUUUUAGAUACUGCAAUGGCCCCAGUUCAGUCACAAGAUUUCUACUAUGAUUAUUUGUACACAAUCAAUCCAAUUGCAGAACGAAUACGCAAGGAUGUAGAUGCUACGAAAGAUGCAUAUCAACCCCUAUGGUGUGGUCUUAGUACCGAUGAACAAAAUAAAAUACUUGAAGAAUCCAUUAUAAGUCCUGAAAUUGUAUUGAAAUAUUCAAAGUACAACAAAUCUGAUGUAAGUCAUUUAAUAAUUGAGACUCCGUAUAAUAACACUAAAACAAAAAUAAUACUUGCCAAUCUUUUUUUUUUAUUUAUAGUUAAACCUUACCUACCUAAUUUAUUUCCUAUUAUUAAAUAAUUAUUUUUUAUUUUUCUUUUCGCUAGAGUAUAUUAAUUUAUCUAUAAACUAAUAUUUGUAUAAUAAACAGUAGUAUAGCACUUUAAAUAAUAUAUACUUAAUACAAGACAUAGAUUUAGCACGUACGGCACUAUCUUAGGCGUGUCUAGAUUUUGACAAGUAUAAGUUAUAUUUUUAAAAUUAAAAUUGCCUUACAUAAUUUUAUUAGUCUAUUCUGUGAUUUUAAAUGUUUGAAUGUCUCAAUAAAUUAAUCAAUGUUAAUUUGAUAUUCCAAUGUUUGUUCUAUAAACAUAAUAAGCAAAUCAUUUAAUUGUUUUUGUUAGAUUUUAUUACUCAACUUAAUUUUCACUAUAUUUAUUUUAGAAAACAAUUAUCCACAACUACUUGAUAGAGAUGACAACAAAUAAAUUAAGUGCUUGGAAAAAAUAUUAAAUAUUUUUUUCUAUCUUUAUAAAUAUAUAAUAUACUGUUCAUAAAAUUAUAAAAGAACCAAUUUGAUCCCAUGUGAUCAUUUAAUAUAAUUAUAUCUAGGUGUAUAAAAUCACAUUAUUUGAUUUCAUUGAACUCGAAAUAUGUUUAAUAAAUAUAUUCAAAAAGCUAUGAUUAAGAGUUCCUAAUUAAAAUUUAAAUAAUUGAAUUAAUAUUUUUAAUUUAUGCUAUUGGAAAAAAAAAAAAAAAUAGAUAAAUGGCAUCUCCAAAAUAUUAAUUUAUUAAUUUUAUGUUAUUUCGGAAAUUAAUUUGAAGACUAACUAGAUAUUUAAUAUUUGAAAAUUAUAAUAAAAUAAUAAAGUAAAAACAAAAUUAUUAAAUGGUUAAUACUUGUAAAUAAAUAUAUAAAUGAAUAUACAUAUCAUAAUACUCCAGGCAACGUAUUUAUUUAAAAUUAUUUUUUAUAUAGUUUAUAAUUUAAAAUUGAAAGUUAAAUUAACUUUAUUAUAUACUUUGGCCCACAAGAGAAUAACUCGACUCGUACAUCUAUAAUGAUGAUCGCGAGUUUAAUGAGGGUCGUUUUCUCCUAGCACUGCUACUUGACUGCGUAUGUGCAUAGUCACAUGCGCAGUGACGGAUCAUUUUUUUCGGUCAUGUAGCUGAAUAACUGGUUUUACAACCUUUUAUAAAUCAUAACCCCCAUUUUUUUUUUAUGUAAGACUCCUUCACUUAUGGUCCCUAAUAUAUACCUCUCCACUUGCAGGUUUUUUGCGAGACCCCCUAGUUGAUGACAACUGUUCCCUAACCUUAGAGGUUAAAUUUUGUGAUAUUAAGUAGAUAGAUGUUUUCCUUUUAUUACGAAUAUCAAAUGUGCAAAGUUUCAUCAAGAUCGGAUUAAAACUAGAUUUAUAUUUCAAACUGACAGACAUAUAAACUUACAAUUGUAUAUAACUAUAUGAUUUCAAAUUUUAAUUACCAAUACUACUAAAAAAAAAAAUGAAACAAAACAACCAAGUUAUUCAUUUACCCUGUCAAAAAAAAAUAAUUUGAAUAAUUCUCCAAAUCUCAAACAUUUACAUAGACAGAUGUUAAUUCUAAAUUUCCUUAUCACCCUGAUUAUCAUUUAGUUAAAAUCACUUAAAAGUGAGGUUGUAUUCAAAUUUUGAAAUUUUAUAACUGGAAAUGGUAAAUCAUAUAAAAAAAAAAGAAUUACAAAUUAUAUUUGUAUUAUAGUUUGAAUGUAAAUUUUUACAAAAGAUUAUUGCCUAAGUUAUUAAGAGAACAUUACCCUCAUCUGUCUCAGUCAAACUACCGGGUAACAUACAAAAACUAUGUUUACGCAAAAUAAGUAAAAUUAACUUAAUUCUGAUUUUAGAGUAAAAAUACCUAUUAUGAAAUUUAUAGAUAACAAUAUUUUGGAGGGAAUUUCAUAAGUGUUUGAAUUAUGAACUAUUAAAAAAGUUAAAGAUAUUUAAAAAAAGCCAAAAAAUAAAGGUUAUUAUAUUUUAUAUAUCGAACUGUAUAUUUUGAAUAAUAGUAAAAAAAAAAAUAUGACAUUCCCUCAUUAUAAUGUCUUCUUAAGUUAUAACCAAUUAAAUUAUUUUUGUCAUAAGUAAUAAAUCAGUUGGAGAAAAUUUUACUUUAGUGAUAGAGCUCUGCUACUCGCGUUUUUUAUUUUCAGUAAUAAAAAUAAUUUGUUAUCACAAAAAGUUUAUUAUUUUUUUUUACAGGAAAAAUUAUCAGAAGGUGGAUUUUCUUGGUUUACACGGAGUCAGUUAGAUUUAUGCAAACACGUGGACAGUGUGCGAGAAAACUUUUCAGCUAAUGAAUGUAAAACUACAGUUAUAAAACGAAUAGGUAAUAAGGAUCAACAAGAUAACAAGCUCAUCAAUAAAAUUAAGUCACAUGCAUUGUUUAAAUCGCUAAUGCCAACUGAAGAUAAAAGCAAAAUCGCUAAAGGCGAUAGGAUAAAACCCAAAGGUCCCCCUCCGCCACCGCCACAUCAAGUUGUCAGUAAUCCUAAAGAAACAAUUCAUGAGUUUGCACCUAAUACUUAUGCUGAUGACGAUGAUGAUAUUCCAAAGACUGGAUUUGAUUUUUUAGAUAAUUGGUAAUCAUUAAUUAUUGUAGAUGUGCUAUAAUGUGAAUGAGUUAAAUUGGAUUAUAUAACUAUUUUUUCGCCCAAUUUAAAUUAUUUUAUCUUAUAAAAUUCUUUAUGCAUUUUAUAUUUGUUUUACAUUGUUGAUCAAUUUUUCAUACUUAUUUUCUUAAAUUAACUUUGUAUGUGUUUAAUUUUGUUAUACAAAUAAAUUAUUCAAGAUUGUUUUUUCACCAUUAUUACAGUAUUUAUUAGAUAUUAAAAAUAAGUUUUUAUUAUUAUAAAAUUAAAUUAAUUCCAAAAAAUUAGCUAAAUUGUAAUUUGAUGAUUCAACCAGUUUUUUUUUUUCUUAUCAAUGGUUAUAAAUUGAAAUAUAAUACUAUGUAGAUACUAAUUCAUAUUAAUUAAGUUAACAAAAAAUUACAAAAUAGAUAGUCAUGGAAUAAUCAAUUAUAUUGAUUUUAAAAUAGAUACUGUUUAUUUCAUUGGUGGGUACACAGUUUUUUCUCUUAAUCAUUAAUAUGAUCUAUUAUUAAAUACCUAAUAUUACUCAUUUUAAUGUUUCUUGUAUUUAUUUUAAUAAUUUAUGUCAUGAUAGUUGUUUUUGUUUAACAUGAUACAUUGGCACAUACAACCAUUGAUUAUAAAGCCAUUUAUUUUAUUCAUAUACACAUAGUAACUGUUAUGAAAUAUUUCAAAUAUCAUCAACAAUUUUAAAUUGAUCAUUUGUUUGUUUUUUUUUCUGUCUAGUAGUCAAGUUAGUAGUAGUGACUGGCACUACUAGAUAUAUUUUAAAAUAACCUAUUAUUAUUUAUCAAUUCAUAUUGUAUUUUAAAAAUGUAUAAUAUUGCAUUUAAUGUCUUUUAUUUUAUCUGAAUGUUCAAGUUGCACAUUCUUCCUUUUGGUUUCCAAUUAUUUAUUUCUAAAUUCAUAAUAUCUUGUGCAAUGUUUAAAAAUGAGAAUGACAAAUUUGAAAUAUUUUAUGCAAAAAUGUUAUGUACACAAUUUUAACAAUUUAUGAGAAAUAAAUUAAUAAUCUGUUAAAAGCACUGGGUGCAUUAUUAGUUUAAAAUGAAAAAAAAUGUAACAUUUUAAAUUUUAUAAAUAAUUAUGUGAUUCAAAAAGUUGUUAAGACAGGUUUUUACUUAAAAAAACACUUAAUCUAAAAAGAGUUUAAAACAUAACUAAUUAUCCACCUAGCAUAUUCUAUAAUAGUAAUUGUACACAUAUAUGGCUAUGCCUAAUUGUAUAAUAAAAUUACAAAAAAAUCUACAAAUUACAACCUAAAUUAAUAAAUUUAUUUUAUCAUAAACAUUACAUAAAUUAAUGACAAAAUGUAUUCAUUUCAAACUGACUAGUAUCAAAAGUUAUGCCUAAAUUAAAAAUAGUUAUGUAAAUCUAGCCAUUUAUUAUAUAAGGAAAGUUAGUAAAUAAACGUAAAAAAUAAAUUACCAUUCAUGAUGAAUUAACUAAGUGUAAAAUGGAACAAAUAUUUAGAUAUUAGUAUAAUAAAGCCGUGUUAUUUACAUGGCAUGUAAAUUUUAUAUAAAAUAAUAUAGUUUAGUCAAAAAAUUAUAGUGAUAAUAUAUAAUAAUAAAACAUUUUUUUUUUUUUAUAUGACUCAGCGUGCAACAAUGCCAAAAGUCAUUCCUACAACAACACCAAUUAAGUAAGAUGCUAAGAAUACAUGAAUUUCUUGAAAAACAAAUUCGUCCUCAUCACCAGAUAAACGAUUAAACCAACGUUUAGCUUUACGUUCCUUCUUCCUCAACAAGUCCUCGGCUUUAUCAAGUUUCUUGUCAACAUAGCGUUCCAUCUGAAAUCGGUCCAUACAUCAUCAAAUAUAAAUUUUUUGUGGUAAUAAACACAUUUCAGAUGGAUCGAGUUUUUGUAAAAUAAUUUUAAUAAACAUAUUAUUAUUGUUAUAAAAUCAAGAUUUCUGUUUAAAAAUACAUUUGUUAAAUAGCUUUACUGAGAUAAUAAUUAAAAUUUAGUUCAAAGAAUUCUUUUAUGUUGUCAACAAGAAAUCUGUCUAUGAGUAGGCGACACCAAGGAAGAAACCACCCGUAAAUCCAGCAGCCAUAAUAGUGUUGGUUUCUACAAUGUUUUUGACCUAAAAGAGAAUCGAUACAUAGAAAAUACAUAGAUCUUACCAUGACUACAAAGACGUGAAGUUUAUGUAAACAAUAAAUUUGAUAUUUUCAUUACCUUUUUUAAUAAUCCUUUCUUCUUAUCGCUAGUGCUAUCUUCGACUUGUUCAGCGACUCUUUCCACACCUCUAGUUAAUUUAUCCCAAUUAAUUUUUAUGUACCCGCUUGAAUUGGCUAACUGUAAUGCUAUAAUGCCACUACCAAGAGUGAAUGCAGCAGCUUUGCCCAAUUUCAUCAUGACAAAACCAGUGACCCUGGAAUAAUAAAAUAUGUAAGUACUUCAAACUCAUUAAAACCAAGGAAAAAUGUUUAUAUUAUAAUCAAACCAUCCUGAUGCUGAACCAAAAAUCAAUUGUCUAGUAGCAGACUUUUUGCCUACAUCCUUAAUGAUUUUUUCAAUUAAAGAUUUUGCUUCUUCGGCGGUCUUUUCCAAAUCGAAAUUAUCCGAAGUGGAUGGCCUAUCAUCAUUUCUAUCCACAACUGCUGGUGUCAUUUCUAUUUGAAUAAAAUAAACAAUGAUCAAUUAAAAU